CCAAGAGAAGACAGAAAUUUCACUUUAAAUCCUAUCUGCCUCAAGCACAUUUUGUAACAGCCAAUAUUAUCAGUGAUGCAUGUUUGAAAUUCAUGCCCUCAGAUUUUCAUUUAACUUUGAAAGGUCAAAGACAUCCUAGUGAUCGGAAAUAGCUAUGACUUUAUCAGGCAGGCGUUAAAGUGGGAAUGUUUUUUUCUGGUCAACUGCUGUAGUUUCGCUUUCAAAGGUGCAGUUUUGACAAUUUGAAGAUUUGAGGAUGUUUGUUUGAAAUUUGGAAACAGUUUGGAAGAGCAAUGACUUCUGAAGCAGUUUGUUAUGACAUUAAUGGCAACAAGGUUCAACACGGAGAACCAUUUGUGCCUGAGGGAAAUGAUUUUUGUUACCACUGCAAAUGUCUGAGUGGACAAGCAGGACAGUGUUUUACCACAGAAUGUGCAGUGCCAACAUGCGAGGACUACAAAGCUGUACCUGGCAAAUGUUGUGCUUAUACAUGCCCUUCAGGUGUUAAUUCAGAGGCAGCAGAGUUGGCCAUUAUCAUCAGUUUAUCAGUGGGACUUGUACUGCUGCUUAUACUCCUGGUGUUCGUCAUCGACAGAAACCGUAAGAAAAAUCAAAGAAAUCGAAGGAGAAGUGAAGUCCUGGAGCAAUCACAAAAUUUAAGACCGAGACCGCUGAACAACAGACUUGCUGUAAUUGAAGAAGAAAAUGGUGAUGGAAUCGAACCACCUCCCCCUUACACCCCUGGCCGAGGGAGAUACAGUAUCAGAAAACCACACUACGCCUCCCCUCCCUUUACACCAAAUGAACCGCCUCCCCCGUACGAAAUAGACUCCAGAGAGGCCACAGAUGUGUAACGUAGGUUGACGACUGCUGUCAGUCGCUUAGGAAUAUUUGUAUAGUUAAAAUGCACCGGCGCGCCGGAAGCAAUGCGGGACCGUUGGACAGAAGUGACUACUUCUAAUCUGAAAGAAGACUCUGUUUGGUUCGUUUUACACUUAGCUGCUAGAGUUGGACUUGGGGAGGCAACGAACCCGAUCAGGGGGGGUACAGCGCGAGAAGCAGAGUUCGGGAGAGGAUAAUGGUACAAUUCUGUGGGUUGGGAGGAUGCUUCAGCUAGAAUCACGGUUAUCCGUUGGCCAGUGUCCGGAGCAGAACCUGCAAGGACCCUUUAUUCGUUCUCCCACAAGGCAAGCCACAGACGAGGGCCCUUUUUUCCCAACUGAACAAUCUAUAUCGAACUUAAAGGAAGAUGGAGGAAUUAUAAAGUGUAAUCAUUUUUAAAACUUUCUUUCGCUGGUAAAUUCCUAGAAGACAUUUUCACGUUAUCCGACUACACUGGUUCGCAAGGAAUGGGGGAUUGUAGGGCUUUUGAAACAGGAGGAACGUAAGAAAACUCGAAGCUCGGCCUUUACCAAUUAUUUAUUUGAAUCCGUGAUUUUCAAGCCGCUCAGAAAAGGACUGCAGGCGCUCUAACGUUAAUUGGCCAAUUCUCCUCGACCUGUCAUCUUUGAAAUUAUAGUUUGGAAGUGAUAGACGCUUUUGAUUCAGUCUUGGGAAUGAAAAGAAUUGAUAUCGUAGAUUAAUGCAGCGUUUUGUUUCAGGGAACGUUUGACUUAUGUUUUGUUUACAACGCGAAAUUCUGUUGUACAGUAGCAGAAAACUGACAGUAGACCAUUGUAAAUAAUAAUUUUUUUAAAGCAAGUUUUUUUUGAUUUGCAAUCUGAAGACUUAACCAAGGAGUUUUUCUAACGAUGGGAUGUAGAUCUUUGUUUAUUAGUAAUUCUUAGGAAACAACUUAUCACAUUUAAGUGACCAUGAUCAACGUGAAUAGAGCACUUUUUUAUCAUGUGUCGUAAACCGAUCAUAGAUAUAAUAUCGAUCAUAAUAGCCAAUCAUAGGAAGGGAAAUAUAACGAGGAGCCAGUAAAAACUUGAAGUAAAACAAGCAAACUGCCAAAAGCGCGGGAAAGCGUGAGGGACUAAAUCGCGUUUGGUUUUUGUUUUGAAUCUGAUUGGUCGAGAGAGUGGCGUUAGUUUUUUAGACCAAUCACAGAGCGAAUUAAUGAAAUCUUGGAUUGUUUCAGACACGCAAUUGAAAAUUGCUCUAUAAAACUUAUUCGUUGAACUGACUGCAUGAUUUACCGACGAAACGCAUCAGUACCUAGAAGUGGAGUCUCGUAUAUAAAACGUUCAGUGAUUGAAGUAACCAAAGUUGGGCUGAGGAUAUUUUGAAGCGUUGAACUAUUUUGUUUGCCUGUGACUAUCGUGUCAAUACCAAUAUUUUCGAGAAAUUUUUUUCAAGAAACGUUCCCUCCUUUCAGGGAUGAUCAACUCUUUCGAAGGGAGAAUUGCGUUGUAGGAAUAGAUUUUUUUCUCUGUUUAGUAAAGAACGAAAGAUGCAACGCAUGAAAUGCUAUUUAUGUUAUUAAAGUUAUGUUGCAUUCUGUA
Molecule: messenger RNA, 2447 nt
Organism: Stylophora pistillata
Lineage: Eukaryota; Metazoa; Cnidaria; Anthozoa; Scleractinia; Pocilloporidae
Cellular component (GO): membrane
Molecular function (GO): protein binding
Source: RefSeq, a predicted model, not a curated record